Hydractinia symbiolongicarpus is the source of this 3404-nucleotide messenger RNA. RefSeq lists its product as uncharacterized. NCBI's taxonomy places the organism in Eukaryota, Metazoa, Cnidaria, Hydrozoa, Anthoathecata, Hydractiniidae. The record is from RefSeq and is a predicted model, not a curated record. The transcript is spliced from 14 exons. Gene Ontology annotation, molecular function: calcium channel activity. Gene Ontology annotation, biological process: calcium ion import across plasma membrane. Bases 395 to 2422 code for a protein of 675 amino acids. Gene Ontology annotation, cellular component: membrane.
UUGCAUUACCCCUGUUACAUAAAUACAGUUAUAAUGGUUGUACCAGUGAUUUGCGUAUUUUUAGCGGUUACUGCCUGGAAGGAUGGAAUAUAAAACUUCUCGACACGAGGCUGGCAGGCUAAAAUAGCUUGAAUUUGAUUAAAUUAUUUGACGAGAAUUCUCUUCCAUAGAAAAUUUGUGUUAUCUUUCCAUUUACUUUUUCUGCAUCACAUAAAACUUUCUUAUAGAACGGGGAGGGAGAAGUUGGUAGUGCCCGGAAUACAUCUGAUUUUGAUUGACGUGCGCGCUCUCAAUCGGUCUGCUUUUUGCAGAUGCCUCCCACAUAAAACGGCCAUGAGCAUUCUGGUCACAAAACAUCAUUCUCUUGGGGAUCAUUUUCUGCAUUUUUCUUGUCAUGGCGAAAAAUUAUGGCAGCAUCGACGAAGAAAAACAAAAGAUGAUAAAUAACCAGAUUGCUCUUGACGUAUUGGAUAAAGACUUUUUCCCAAAUAAUCCUUUUGGUGAAUCAUUUGAUGAAACUUUCUGGAAAUCUGUAUUUGAUCUUUAUCAAGAUGGUGAAGGAGAAAAGAAUUGGGCAGAGGCUUUGUCGGAAGUUAGAGUUUCCUUUCUUACUGAAAAGUUUAAAAAAAGUGGACAAGACGUUAUUUUUGGGCUAAUGACAGUAUACGAUAAUUUUUAUAACGAGUCUGUUAGACAAGAUCAAUUAGAAUUGCUUCCAAGUUUCAUACAACAGCUUUCUGAACUCGUCAACUUGAUUUUAAACAAAGAUUAUGACCAGUCUAAAAAGUCAGGUCGCAAAAGUACAUACUCAAAAUUUGUAAAAUGCACAGACUCGAAAAAGACAGUUCUGCAUUUAGCUGCUGAAAGAAAUUUAAAGCAGAUUGCUAGUCAUAUCAUCAGUUUAUAUCCUGGUCAAUGUUAUAUCAAAUCAUCUGGCACUAUUGGUAAAAAGAUAGCAUUAGAACUUGCACUUGCUGAAUACCACGACAGUACGGCUGCUCUUCUUAUUCAUAAUAUGUUAAAUGAAAGGGUGCGUCAACUUUUUCAGUUUGAUGAAGCAUUAGGCCGGUGUAAAUUUAGUUUUGCUGCCAUUGCUGGAAAUGAAAAGAUGAAGGACACUGUGUUGGCUGUGCUUGAUUGUCUGAUCAAUCCUGAUUUUCCAUAUGUUCCAGUGCCACCUGGUGAAGAAACAGAAGCUGCAUGGUCAAAAAUACCUGACAUGCCUAUGCGGUAUCACAUCUAUUAUUUAUUAUUAGAUGGUGAUGACAAUGGCAGGCCGGCAAAAAUAAAAGACGUGAAAACUGGAAAAUUUGUUAAAAAUAAGGAUUUUAAUCAAAACACCAAAUCUGCAUUGCAACUAAUUGCUGAGAGCCCAUAUAAUGAUGAUAUCAUAGUUCACCCAGCAAUUCGUCUUUUGGUUCAAAGGAAAUGGAAAGAGUAUGGUCAUUUCAGAAUAAAGAUGCAGUUUGUUUUCUACUUCAUGUACCUAUUACUAAUGUCAUUGGCAUUCUUUUUGUCGAUUAAUGAUAACAACAGGACAAUUUACUCAACAACAAAGGACAAGAUACGAGGGAUUUGUGAAGCCCUGACACUGAUCAUAUCAGUGAUAUAUUUCAUAUCAGAAAUUGAUCAAAUGUUCAAAGAGAGACUAAUGUAUUGGAAGGAUUUUUACAAUUACAUGGACCUUCUGGGUCUCAGCUUGGUUAUUGCAUUGUUACCAAUUAAGUGGCUGACUGUAGAUAUGAUAACUGGCACACCGUCAGCAGUGGAAUGGAUAUGUGCAUCUAUUGCCUACCUUGUGAAUUUCUUGCGAGUCAUCAAAUAUUUUCCUGCUUACAGACAAAUCGGUGUUUACGCCAAAACAUUCGCAAAGAUCUUAUACUCAGAUAUUUCGAAGUUCUUUCUGCUCUAUUCCGUUGUGAUGGCAGCAUUCACUGGCAGUGUUAUUUUAGCCCUCAAAGCUUCCAAGGAUGGCUUCUCAAAAGCAGGUCUAACUGGAUGGCUCGUUCUGUUACAAGAGAUACGAGCACUUACAGAAGGUCAAGGUUUUCAUGACAGUUAUGCUGGUGUUUUCAGUGUUGGUUUGAUAAUCCUCCUCAUGGUUAACAUGUUUGUAGUCAUUGUCAUGCUGACCAACAUUCUAAUUGGUCAGUUGAGUUACCGAUACGAAAAUGCAUUAGAUAACGCAAAAAUUCAGUAUGACAUUGACAAAACCAAGAUUCUUACUAGAAUGGAAAACAGUAGAUUUAAAUGCUGGAAUUCGCGGGUAAAAUACUAUGUUGAUGCAGCAUAUAUCACGGAAACCGCCGUUGUUCAAGAAUUACUUAACGACUGGGAAUCUAUUGCACCUGCUAAAUUUAAGGACGAUGGGAAGGAGUCCGUAAGAUCCUUGAUGAAAAAAUUUUGCUCGAAGAAAUUUUAAUUUGUAGCAUGUGGGAAAACAUUUUGAACUAUGGACACUAUUUUUAUGUUGUUGUUUUUGAACUAUGGACACUAUUUUUAUGUUGUUGUUUUUGACUAUGGUCACUAUUUUUAUGUUGUUGUUUUUGAACUAUGGACACUAUUUUGGCGUUUAGUUGAGUUAAGUUUUUCCAGAUAUUUUGUAGUUAUUCAAUUUUGUAUUUAUUUAUUUUAUUUAUUCAUUUUAUUUUUAUUAUUUUUUUUGUAUGAGGGAUAAAUAUUUGAAUUUUCAACACUUAUUUUGUAAUUUUUUAAGCUCAUCGUUAAUAUUUUGAGUAUUUACCUAAGUUUAUUUAUUUAUUUUUUUAUUUUAUUUUUUAUUUUAUUUUUGUAUUUAAAAAACACCUAUUUUUGUAUUUUUAUAAGCACGUUGUUUUUUAUAUUCUUUAUUGUUAUCCUUGACUUAAACUGAAUAAUUACCGGUUCAAUGCAUUUAUUUAAUAGAUCAUUACCAUAAGGACUAAAUUAAGGACUGUUUGUACACGAAAAAGAACAUUGUGCUACGGAAACACGAAAUAAGCGAUAUAUAAAGGAUGGGCGACCCCGUAGAUUUUUCCACGGACUACCGGCUAUUCUCUUCAAUAAUAGCCGUAUUCUGUCUUAAAAUGUCAAAGCGUUAUAGGAGCGCUUAUAUCAAGUAUUUACUCUGUAAGUAUUUAUUCGCACUGUUUGUAGAUAUUAGGAAGUUAAGUGAUGGGUAGCCUAAAUAAGUUCUUGCGAAGAAACUCUUUCAGACAGCCGUUGUUUUAAAAACGUAUACACAUCGCACACGUAAUUUCAAUGCUAUGAGUCGACAGAAACAUAUUCUACUCAUCUUACUUCAAAUAUGUAUUUAUACUCGUUAUUAUUUAAAUAUUCUCACUUUGAAAGUUAUUUAUUUUUGAAGUAUUUGUAACUUUUGAUACUUUUUUUGGGCAAUGGAGGAAAUAAAAACUUAAGAACAA